Molecule: messenger RNA, 7805 nt
Organism: Octodon degus (degu)
Lineage: Eukaryota; Metazoa; Chordata; Mammalia; Rodentia; Octodontidae
Gene: Tnc
Product: tenascin C
Exons: 29
Coding region: 331-7215 (2294 amino acids)
Molecular function (GO): protein binding
Source: RefSeq, a predicted model, not a curated record
CCAGCCCAAGCUGGCUGCUCUGGCCACAGCCUGCCUACUGUCACACUCGCUCCCGCGCGCAGACACACGCGCCUGCCUCGGGGCUGCACAAAGACAGUGCGGCCGGCGACGCGGGACAGCGCACGUGGGAACCGCUGCUGUCGCCAGGUACCGCUCUGGGAUCCUGUGUGCGCUGGUCCUAGGUCUUUCCCACAAACCAGGGACAGGAAAACAUCUUUCAAGAAAACUGAGGGUGACAGGCUUGGAUGCAACUUUGCCUCUAAUUUCCAAAUUCGUAUGAGAGUAAGAGACUAGAGCCCUAGAAAGACCUUGCCAUACCUACCCCCCACCAUGGGAACCAUGACUCAGCUCUUGCUGGGACUCUUCCUAGCUUUGCUUACACUCCCUUCAGAAGGCGGGGUCCUCAAGAAGGUCAUCAGGCACAAGCGACAGAGUGGGGUGAACGGCACCUUUCCAGAAGAGAACCAACCAGUGGUGUUUAACCACAUCUACAACAUCAAGCUGCCUAUAGGAUCUCAGUGCUCUGUGGAUCUGGAAUCACCCAGUGGAGAGAAAGAUCUGGCCCCUCCGUUGGAGCCCAGCGAAAGCAUCCAGGAACACACAGUGGAUGGGGAAAACCAGAUUGUCUUCACGCACCGCAUCAAUAUCCCUCGCCGGGCCUGCGGCUGUGCUGCUGCUCCAGAUGUCAAAGAGCUCCUGAGCAGGCUGGAAGAGCUGGAGCUCAUGGUGUCCUCCCUGCGGGAGCAGUGCAGCAUGGGAACAGGCUGCUGUCUCCAACCUGCCGAAGGCCGCCUGGACACCAGGCCCUUCUGCAGUGGCCGAGGUAACUUCAGCACGGAGGGAUGUGGCUGCGUUUGUGAGCCUGGCUGGAAAGGGCCCAACUGCUCCGAGCCCGAAUGUCCGAGCAGCUGUAACCUGCACGGCCAGUGCCUCGAGGGACAGUGCAUCUGCGAUGAAGGCUUCACAGGCGAGGACUGCAGCCAGCUAGCCUGUCCCAGUGACUGCAAUGACCAGGGCAGGUGUGUGGACGGCGUCUGCGUCUGCUUUGAAGGCUACGCGGGGGCUGACUGCAGCCAGGAGGUCUGCCCAGUGCCCUGCAGCGAGGAGCAUGGCCGGUGCGUGGAUGGCCAGUGUGUGUGCCGCGAAGGCUUUGCGGGCCAUGACUGCAACGAGCCCUUGUGUCUCAAUAACUGCUACAACCGCGGGCGCUGCGUGGAGAAUGAGUGUGUGUGCGACGAGGGUUUCACAGGCGAGGACUGUAGCGAGCUUGUCUGUCCCAACGACUGCUUUGACCGGGGCCGCUGCCUCAACGGCACUUGCUACUGUGAAGAGGGUUUCACUGGUGAGGACUGUGGCACGCUCACCUGCCCUCAUGACUGCCACGGGCAGGGCCAGUGUGAAGAGGGCCAGUGUGUGUGUGACGAAGGGUUUGCUGGCGCUGACUGCAGCGAAAAGAGGUGUCCCGCCGACUGCCACAACCGCGGACACUGCAUCAAUGGGCAGUGUGAAUGCGACGAAGCAUUCACAGGAGCGGACUGCGGGGAGCUCAGUUGCCCCCGUAGUUGUAGCGGCCACGGCCACUGCGUCAAUGGCCAGUGUGUGUGCGACGAGGGCUACACAGGGGAGGACUGCGGCCAGCAGAGGUGCCCCAGUGACUGUCACAACCGGGGCCGCUGCAUAGAGGGAAAGUGUGUGUGCGAGCCAGGCUUCAAGGGCUAUGAUUGCGGCGAAAUGAGCUGCCCCAACGACUGUCACCAGCGUGGCCGCUGCGUGAACGGCAUGUGCGUCUGUGACGAUGGCUAUACCGGCGAAGACUGCAGGGACCUCCGCUGUCCCCGGGACUGCAGUAACCGGGGCCGCUGUGUGGAUGGGCAGUGCCUGUGUGAGGAUGGCUUCACAGGCCCGGACUGCGCAGAGCUGUCCUGUCCCAACGACUGCCACGGCCAGGGCCGCUGUGUGAACGGGCAGUGCGUGUGCCAGGAGGGCUUCAUGGGCCAUGACUGCAAAGAGCGAAGGUGUGCUGGCGACUGCCGUGGCCGGGGCCGCUGCGUGGAUGGCCAGUGCGUGUGCCAGGAGGGCUUCACGGGUGUGGACUGCGGGCAGCGCUCCUGUCCCAAUGACUGCAACAACUUGGGACAGUGCGUCUCGGGCCGCUGCAUCUGCAAUGAGGGCUACACCGGGGACGACUGCUCCCAGGUGUCCCCUCCCAAAGACCUCAUCGUGACAGAAGUGACAGAAGAGACUGUAAACCUGGCAUGGGACAAUGAGAUGCGAGUCACAGAGUACCUCGUAGUGUACACGCCUACCCAUGCCAAUGGCCUGGAAAUGCAGUUCCGGGUCCCUGGGGACCAGACGUCCACCGUCAUCCAGGAGCUGGAGCCUGGCGUGGAGUACUUCAUCCGUGUGUUUGCCAUCCUGGAAAACAAGAGAAGCAUCCCCGUCAGUGCCAGGGUUGCCACCUACUUGCCUGCCCCUGAAGGCUUAAAAUUUAAGUCCAUCAAGGAGACGUCUGUGGAAGUGGAGUGGGAUCCUCUAGACAUAGCUUUUGAAACAUGGGAGAUCAUCUUCCGGAACAUGAAUAAAGAAGACGAGGGAGAGAUCACCAAAAGUCUGAGGAGACCAGAGACCUCCUACCAGCAAACCGGCCUAGCCCCCGGACAAGAGUAUGAGAUAUCUCUGCACAUCGUGAAAAACAACACCCGGGGCCCUGGCCUGAAAAGGGUGACCACCACCCGCUUGGAUGCGCCCAGCCAGAUUGAGGUGAAAGAUGUCACAGACAGCACAGCUCUCGUCACCUGGUUCAAACCCCUGGCCGAGAUCGACGGCAUCGAGCUCUCCUAUGGCAUCAAAGAUGUACCAGGCGAUCGCACCACCAUCGAUCUCACGCACGACGAGAACCAGUACUCCAUUGGCAACCUGAAGCCUGACACUCAGUAUGAGGUGUCCCUCAUCUCCCGCAGAGGUGACAUGUCCAGCAACCCGGCCAAAGAGACCUUUGCAACAGGCCUGGAUGCGCCAAGGAAUCUGCGACGCAUCUCCCAGACAGAUAGCAGCAUCACCUUGGAAUGGAGGAACGUCAAGGCAGUCAUCGACAGCUACAGAAUCAAGUAUGCACCCAUCUCUGGAGGCGACCAUGCCGAGGUCGAUGUUCCAAAGAGUCAGCAGACCACUACCAAAACCACACUCACAGGUCUCAGGCCGGGAACUGAGUAUGGGAUUGGAGUCUCUGCUGUGAAGGAGGACAGGGAGAGUGAUCCAGCGACCAUUAAUGCUGCCACAGAAAUUGAUGCUCCCAAGGAUCUCCAGGCUUCUGAAACCACAGAGAACAGCCUGACCCUGCUGUGGAAGAUGCCGCUGGCCAAGUUUGACCGCUACCGCCUCAACUACAGCCUCCCCACAGGCCAAUCGGUGGAGGAGCAGCUGCCCAGAGAUACCACCUCACACGUGCUGCGAGGCCUGGAGCCCGGCCAGGAAUAUACCAUUCUGCUCACGGCGGAGAAGGGCAGGCACAAAAGCAAGCCAGCCCGCGUGAAGGCGACCACUGAACAUGUCCCUGAACUGGAGAAUCUCACCGUGACUGAGCUUGGCUGGGAUGGCCUCAAACUCAACUGGACUGCAGCUGACCAAGCAUAUGAGCACUUUGUCAUACAGGUUCAGGAGGCCAACAAGGUGGAGGCCGCUCAGAACCUCACAGUGCCUGGCAGCCUGCGGGCUGUGGACCUUCCGGGUCUCAAGGCUGGUACCCCUUACAGGGUCUCCAUCUAUGGGGUGAUCCGGGGCUCUAGAACACCGGUGCUCACUGCUGAGGCCUCCACAGGGGAGACUCCCAAUUUGGGAGAGAUCACAGUGGCCGAGGUGGGCUGGGAUGCCCUCAAACUCAACUGGACUGCUCCAGAAGGGGCCUAUGAGCACUUCCACAUUCAGGUGCAGGAAGCUGGUACAGUAACAACUGUCCAGAACCUCACAGUCCCAGGAGGACUGAGGUCCGUGGACCUGCCAGGGCUCAGAGCAGCCACUCAGUAUAGAGUCACCAUCCGCGGGGUCACUCAGGACUUCACCACUGCCCCUCACUUUGUUGAAGUCUGGACAGAGGGGCUUCCCAGUCUGGGAAACCUCACAUUGACCACAGUUAGCUGGGACACCCUCACAUUGGACUGGACCACACCAGAUGACACCUAUGACCAGUUUGUCAUUGAGGUCCAAGAGGCUGACCGGGUGGAAGGGGCUCACAACCUCACCGUUCCUGGCAGCCGGCGCUCUGUGCAGAUCGCAAACCUCACGGCUGGCGCUGCUUAUAGGAUCACCCUGCGCGGCGAGGUCAGAGGCCGCCACACUCGACCCCUUGCUGCAGAGUUCUUCACAGAGGAACUCCCCCAGCUGGGAGACUUAGCCGUGACUGAGCUUGGCUGGGACGGCCUCAAACUCAACUGGACUGCAGCUGACCAAGCAUAUGAGCACUUUGUCAUACAGGUUCAGGAGGCCAACAAGGUGGAGGCCACUCAGAACCUCACAGUGCCUGGCAGCCUGCGGGCUGUGGACCUUCCAGGUCUCAAGGCUGGUACCCCUUACAGGGUCUCCAUCUAUGGGGUGAUCCGGGGCUAUAGAACACCGGUGCUCUCUGCUGAGGCCUCCACAGCCAAAGAACCUGAAAUUGGAGACUUAAAUAUUUCUGACAUAACUCCCGAGAGCUUCAAUCUCUCUUGGACAGCUACGGAUGGGAUCUUCGAGACCUUUACCAUUGAAAUUAUUGAUUCCAAUAGGUUGCUGCAGAUGGUGGAAUAUAAUAUAUCCGGUGCUGAACGAACUGCCCACAUCUCAGGGCUCCCCCCUAGUACUGACUUCAUUAUCUACCUCUCUGGACUUGCUCCUAGCCUCCGCACCAAAACCGUCAGUGCCACAGCCACCACAGAAUCAGAGCCAGAGCUGGGCCCGCUAAUCAUUAGCAAUGUUACUCCUGACAGCUUCACCUUGUCGUGGACCCCUGGAGCUGGGCUCUAUGAAAACAUUGUUAUCAAUGUGAGCGACACUCGCUCGCUGCUGCGGGAAUCCCAGCGGCUCUCAGUCCCAGGAGACGCACAGCAAGCUCACAUCACAGGCCUGCUGGACAACACUGGCUACGACGUCAGUGUGGCAGGGACCACCUGGGCCGGGGAGCCCAGAAGGCCCCUCACUGCCUUUGUCACUACAGAGGCCUUGCCCCUUCUGGAAAACCUAACCAUUUCCGACAUUAAUCCCUACGGGUUCACAGUUUCCUGGAUGGCAUCGGAGAAUGCCUUUGACAGCUUUCUAGUAGCAGUGGUGGAUUCUGGGAAGCUGUUGGAUCCCCAGGCAUUCACACUUUCAGGAACCCAGAGGAAGCUGGAACUUAGAGGGCUCAUAACCGGCAUCGGCUAUGAGGUUAUGGUCUCUGGCCUCACCCAGGGGCGCCAAAGCAGGCCCUUGAGGGCUGAGGUCAUCACAGAAGCUGAACCGGAAGUUGACAACCUUCUGGUUUCAGACGCUACCCCAGACAGUUUCCGUCUGUCCUGGACAGCUGAUGAAGGAAUGUUCGACAAUUUUGUCCUCAAAAUCAGAGAUACCAAAAAGCAGUUUGAACCGCAAGAAAUAAUCCUCCCUUCCCCUGAGCGUACCAGGGACAUAACAAAUCUCAGAGAGGCCACGGAAUACGAAAUCGAACUCUAUGGAAUACGCAAUGGAAGGCGCUCCCAGCCAGUCAGUACCGUAGCAACAACAGCCAUGGGAUCUCCAAAGGAACUUAUCUUCUCAGACAUCACUGAGAACACAGCCACCGUCAGCUGGAAGGCACCCUCUGCCCAGGUGGAGAGCUUCCGGGUCACUUAUGUACCUAUCAGCGGAGGGAUGCCCUCCAUGGUGACAGUUGAUGGGGCCACCACGGAGGCCAGGCUGGUGCAGCUCAUCCCGGGGGUGGACUACCUCGUCAGCGUCAUGGCCAUGAAGGGCUUCGAGGAAAGCGAGCCAGUGUCAGGCUCGUUCACCACAGCCCUGGACGGCCCAUCCAGCCUGGUGACAGCCAACAUCACAGACUCUGAAGCCUUGGCCAUGUGGCAGCCAGCCAUAGCCCCUGUGGACAGCUACAUCAUCUCCUACACAGGGGAGAGAGUGCCAGAAAUUACACGCACAGUGUCCGGGAACACAGUGGAGUAUGCUCUUACUGACCUCGAGCCUGCCACAGAAUACACACUGAGAAUCUUCGCAGAGAAAGGACCCCAGAAGAGCUCCAGCAUCACUACCAGGUUCACAACAGACCUGGAUGCUCCAAGAGAUUUGACUGCUACCGAGGUUCAAUCUGAAACUGCCCUCCUCACCUGGCACCCUCCACGGGCAUCAGUCACUGGCUACCUUCUGGUUUACGAAUCUCUAGACGGUACACUCAAGGAAGUCAUCAUGGGUCCCGACACCACCUCCUACAGCCUGGCAGACCUGAGCCCAUCCACCCACUACACAGCCAGAAUCCAGGCACUGAGGGGGCCCCUGAGGAGCAAGCUGAUCCAGACUGUCUUCACCACGAUUGGGCUCCUGUACCCAUUCCCCAGGGAUUGCUCCCAAGCAAUGCUGAAUGGAGACACGACCUCUGGCCUCUACACCAUUUAUCUGAACAAUGACAAGGCCCAGGCUCUGGAAGUCUUCUGUGACAUGACCUCUGAUGGGGGCGGCUGGAUCGUGUUCCUGAGACGCAAAAACGGGCACGAGGACUUCUAUCGAAACUGGAAGGCCUAUGCUGCUGGAUUUGGGGACCGCAGAGAAGAAUUCUGGCUUGGGCUGGACAACCUAAGCAAAAUCACAGCCCAAGGACAGUACGAGCUCCGUGUGGACCUGCAAGACCAUGGAGAGACAGCCUACGCUGUUUAUGACAAGUUCCAUGUGGGAGAUGCCAAGACUCGAUACAGGCUGAAGGUGGAAGGGUACAGUGGGACAGCAGGUGACUCCAUGGCCUACCACAAUGGCCGAUCCUUCUCCACCUACGACAAGGACACAGACUCAGCCAUCACCAACUGUGCCCUGUCCUACAAAGGUGCUUUCUGGUACAAGAACUGUCACCGUGUCAACCUGAUGGGGAGAUAUGGGGACAACAACCACAGUCAGGGAGUUAACUGGUUCCACUGGAAGGGCCAUGAAUAUUCGAUCCAGUUCGCCGAGAUGAAGCUAAGACCCAGCAACUUCAGAAAUCUAGAAAGCAGACGCAAACGGGCAUAAACUCCAGGGACACCCGGGUGAGAGAACGAGAGGGCCCAGAGAAAGGAAAGGAUUUUACCAAAGUAUCAGUACACCCAGCCCACCAUCCGGCCACACCUGGGCACUGGGCGAGCGUCAAGGCCCGCCCCUGCCGAGAGGCCCCGGCAGCACCCACUCUGCGCCACUUCAUGCCCACCGAAGACCGCACGCUGCAGCAGGCUUCUGCUUUGUCCUUUGACUCAGCAAAGUCCUUCCAGUGACUACAGCACAAUCGAUUUUACUUCUCUUGGGUGGCUCUGGGAAGGGGAGAGGGGAAGACAGUGGUAGUUUGUUCUAGAACCAGCUGUAUUUUAAACAAAGCUAUAUAAUUAAUUGUCAUUAUUUUUGUUAGUAAAGAUAAAAUGUGUGUUGUUGGAAUUUGACCCCCGUUUUUUACAUUUCGUACAACUGAAGACAGAAAAGCAAUACUGUUUCCCUUCCAAGGAGAUGAUUAAUAUUAUUAAUAUAAUAAUGAGGAAGAGGAUGAAAACUAAGGAUUUUUAAAGAGUUGUUCUUUUCCCAAACACAUCUGGACUGUACCUGACUGUAUUUUUUUUAAUAAAACCACAAGU